CGUACCGUUUAUUCAAUAUUUGUAAUGCGAUUGCGCGAAAACCCUUUGACGCAGAGAGAGGAGCAACGAACGAUUUUACUUCGCCUGCAACUGCGAGAGCCAGAUAACGGAAACCAAUAGUGUUUAAUUUCGAAGAAACUCCGAUUGCUUUCAUGCCGUGCCUGAUCUGAGUACUCACGAUAGUAUACCGAUGACAGAAACUCAGAAGGGAGCUUCCUCAUCUGCCAAGGCAAAAGAGAAAAGUCCAUUACUGGAUCUUGACAUUGGAAAUGAUUUUCUUAACUCAUGGAAAUCAAUUUCCAUUGGGGAUGAAUCUAUGGAUUUUGACUUUGGGCCUAUUUCCAAGAAUAAGAAAAAGACAUUCAACUUUGACAAAGAGGAUAUGGAUUUCAAUCUUGACAGCAAUUUUAGCAAGAUAUCAUCCUUCAAGAUUGACAUGUCAGACCUUGAUAUUUCUUCUCCAAGUAAGAAAAAUGGAAAGACAAAAGAAAAAUCAAAUGAAGAAUCUUCUGGUGCCAGUAACAAGGGGAAAGCAGAUAGCUUCAACUUCAACUUUGAUUUCAAGGAGGUGGAUGGUCUUAGUUUUGAGUCAAGCCCGAGGGCAAAAGAACAACCUAAGAAGAUUCUAGAAAUUGAAGGUUCUUCUGAAACAAGUGCGCAUCAAGGCUCUGGACUCCAUCUGAGUGAAGAUGUUGGUGAAAUAGACGGUGGCACACCCAAAAAGAACUCUGAGCCAGAGAUGGCAAUUACUUCAACUGCUGAUUCUUUGGUUGACAGUGGUCUAACUCCUCAUACCAUAGACACAAAUUGUUCUUCAAAGUGUACUGCAAACAACAAUGAUGCAUCAAUUUCUGCAACCGUUAAUCACAAAGAUGAACUAAUGCAAACAAGAAUCUUUCCAAUGAGGAAGACAUCUACCAACACACAACAUACAGAUUUCCCAACAGAGAAGGGAACCUCUCCUGAAUCAGUUGCUGAGGAAGCCAUACAGGAUGUAUCUCCCCAUUCUUCUGGACGUGAGUCAAGCCAAGAUGCAGGUUCUGACUUGCUGAAAGAAGUUGGUUCUCUGGGUGCAAAACUGAGUUCUUCAGAUGUAGAGAAGGAUCUUGAACUGAUAGCUGGUCUGGACUCAAAUGACAAUAAAACAAUGCCUGAAAGAUUUCUUGUACAGCUGAGCAAUGCCUCGCAGGAAAGUAGCAAAUUUGAGAAUGACAAAAAUCUUUUGGUUAGCAAUAUAGAGGGGAACAAUACACACCCCGAAUGCAAUAUUGCAAGAGCCAAGAAGGAUGAGCAUCUCAAAAAAGUCAAUGACGAGAUACAAGAACCUAUUUCCAGGCUACUUAAAGCCCCAUUAAGCAGUGAAACUGCUGUUCAAAAUUUGACACAAGGGAAAGGUGACUGUGGCACCAUCAGGUCAAAGUUCUUCAAGCCGUCAAUUGAAACUGCUGCUCAUAAGCAGAAGAAAUCUUUGACACAGGCAAAACAUUUUGGCACAAGCCCACCAAGUCAUGGUGAUGAAGGAAUGGCACAAAAUGGUAAAGGUGAUGAAAAUGGGAAGGAAGUUGUUUCAUUGCCAGGUUCUAGAUCACCCAAGAGUAGCAUUCUUCAGGCAGGAAGUCAGGACAACUGUAAAGGUUUUUCCACAGACAUUUCUCAUGUCAGGCCUUUGAGUACGGGCGAGCAGAGUAAGUCCAUGCCACACAACAAUGGAAAUCCAAGAGUUCUAAGAAGUGCCUUUCCUUCAAUGGCAAGGAAAACUUCUGGUGGUGACAAGAAAAUCUACCCUAUCAAAGCUGGUAGACAGACACUGGAUUUCCCUAGCUUGAAACUUUCGAAAAAUGUGGGAUCAAGUCCUUGUGUAUCUCAGUCCUUGUUGCCGAAAGAUGGUAAAGCCUUGGGAAACCUGGAGCAGAAUACUAGUCUAAAAAGCAUUGCACAAUCAAUGGUUACUCACCCUAUUACAACAUCAGCAUCAACGCAAAAGCCAAACAUCACACCUCUUAAAAGGAAAACAACAGAGACGGCUGCAGAAAUGAUAAUUACUAGUCCAUUUAAACGGCCCUUGGAAUCACCAAGUGAACACAGAGAUUUUUCCAGAAUUUCAGACACACAGGACUUUUACAGCAAGGAUUGGACCAACUGUAACACAAGGGUUGAAUAUAACAGUUCCCAGACCUCUGCACAUGAUAUUCCUCAGCCUGUGAACAAAAAGGAAUUAGGAGUCCUUCCAACAACGGUAGAUGAUGACAAUGUAAAAAAGGCUGAGGCAUAUUCAAAAGAUCUUGAUGAUAUAUGCAACAAGCUUAGGAAGAUGCAUGAGGAAGCUAAAGAACUAUUUGUCCAGUCUAUUGUGAACAAUAAUAAGCUGCUGUUGCUGAACCAUCCUAUUUAUGAACAAAAGAUACAUGUGGUUAAAAAUUUUGCUGCUGGAUUGAUGAAGAGGGAGACCCAAACAUAACCAUAGUGCAAUAAAUUGGUCAAGGAAGCUUUUAGCAACAUCAACUUACUGAGCAUUAGGCAUAAAGAAUGUGAUCGCUGGAAUUAGAACUUUCUUGACACCCUAGAACAAUCUGGUACACAGGUACAGACUCUUCCCAAUGUUAAAAACUUGUAAUUACUGUUUUCUUAUUGUUGGUUGUUUACAUCAAAAUUGAGUGAUUGAGCUAGAUGCCUAGAUGUACAUGAACUGAUGAACUAAAUCGUUAUGUUGAGAAUAUAAUUUGGCUACUGAAGUAGUAGUUCUAGUCUUC
Ipomoea nil (Japanese morning glory) is the source of this 2750-nucleotide messenger RNA. RefSeq lists its product as uncharacterized. The record is from RefSeq and is a predicted model, not a curated record. NCBI's taxonomy places the organism in Eukaryota, Viridiplantae, Streptophyta, Magnoliopsida, Solanales, Convolvulaceae. The coding region runs from base 191 to 2458 and encodes 755 amino acids. The transcript is spliced from 16 exons.